This is a messenger RNA of Labeo rohita (rohu), 2681 nucleotides long. Its product is annotated as ceramide kinase family protein. The transcript has 13 exons. NCBI's taxonomy places the organism in Eukaryota, Metazoa, Chordata, Actinopteri, Cypriniformes, Cyprinidae. Gene Ontology annotation, molecular function: kinase activity. The record is from RefSeq and is a predicted model, not a curated record. The coding region runs from base 283 to 1995 and encodes 570 amino acids.
UACAAAACCUGUAACGAACAAUCAAAUAGGCAAAGCACAUGAUAGCAAAGAAGACGGAGCCGGGUUAAUGUAUUGGAACUAACCUUACAUAGCCUUGUUUAUUGCGCUCGGACACGGAGAUUCUUUAUAGCCUAAACAACGUCUAAAUAUAAUGCCUAUAUUUGUUCUCUUCAAAUGUUAAACGUCUUGACCAACUUCGAAAUUCUUGCAUGGAUUAAAAAUACCGCUGAAUGCUUGUGAGACCAUGAAGUUCAAUAGAUAAAUGAAACUACCAGAGAGGCUAUGGAGAUAGAUUCGGUGAGAGUCGAGUCGAGUCUGUGGAUCGGGAAUAAGCGGUACAGAGCUCACCUGAGCGGAUGGUACUUCAGCUGGACUGAGAUCGACAAGGGGAACCGGGAGAAGAAAACAAUUUCAGUGCCGGUGUCAGAGGUGAUUGGGGUGAAGGAGGGUCGAGUUGAGAUCCAACCCCAGAAGAAAGUAGAAGACACUGACCUUGAUUUUACACUAUUCUAUGUGAAGCGCAGCAGCAAAGGAAAUGGCAUCAGAGCGCCGUGGAGUCUGGGCAGGACCCAGUUCUGCUGUCCAAGCCGGGCCGUCCGGGAUCAAUGGAUCACUCAACUCCGAACCGCACUCAAAACCCACAGCCCCUCGCGUCCUCACAGGUUGUUGGUGUUCAUUAAUCCUUUCGGAGGAAAGAAGAGGGGGAAACAGAUCUUUCAUUCUCUAGUGGCCCCUCUGUUCGAGCUGGCUGGCAUCAGCUCACAUGUUGUGGUGACUGAACGAGCAAAUCAGGCCAGAGACUACAUCCUGAAGAAAGACUUAACAGGGUUUGAUGGAGUCAUAUGCGUGGGUGGAGACGGCAUGUUCAGCGAGCUCCUGCAUGGUGUGAUUGGACGAACCCAGCAGGAGGCGGGAGUUUCAGAACACGACCUGACUGUAAUGCUGCAGCCGUGUGACCUCCACAUUGGCAUUAUUCCAGCAGGCUCUACAGAUUGUGUGUGUUUCACUACCAUAGGCAUAAAUGACCCUGUGACAUCGACGCUGCACAUCAUCAUUGGAGACUCUCAGCCUCUGGAUGUGUGUUCUGUCCAUUAUCAGUCAACACUGGUGCGUUAUUCCGUCUCUAUGGUGGGCUACGGUUUUUAUGGGGAUGUUUUGGCAGAGAGCGAGAGGCACCGCUGGAUGGGCCCUCUCAGAUAUGAUUAUUCAGGUUGUAUGGUGUACUUAUGUAACAGGAGCUAUCCGGGACUAGUGCAAUACCUACCUGCUGAUUCCCAUGUCUCCAGCCCACGGGACAACACUCGCUGCCUCUCAGGAUGCCGAGUGUGUUCGGAGAGCAAAGAAAGGCUGUUUCCACACUUUGACAGCUCCAGUUCUCUCUACAGCACUAAUGUGAGCCAGUACAGCAAUGAGUUAGAGGGUGAGUGGGUGACCGUUGAAGGCAGGUUCAAGUGUGUCUCUCUCACCUGUAUGUCAAGCUCAUGUCCAAAGAGCCCAACGGGUCUUUCGCCAUCCGCCCAUCUGGCCGACGGGACGGCAGACCUCAUCCUGGUGCGAGAAACAAAUCCUCUGGGCUUUCUCACGUACCUUCACAGGCACACAAACACACAGGAUCAGUUUGACCUGCCCUUCGUUGAAGUUCAUCGUGUCAGGGCUGUUCGGUUUUCUCUACCCCCUGGAGAAGAAGAAGAAGAAGAAGAGGAGGAGGAGGAUGAUCGAGAAGUUCAGGCCUCCGCUGAAGAUCCUGAGAAACUGUGCAGUAGUAACACUGCAGGUCACUCACAGCAGAAUCUGACAGCGAGGACGGAGAGAAGAAAUGUGACGAUUAGAGAAAAGCGCAGAGGCUUCGUGUGUGGGCCUUGCUGCACGAAACCACGCUCAGUAUCAGUGUGGAACUGCGAUGGAGAGAUUCUACCUCACACCGAGAUCUCGUGCAGAGUUCAUGGCCAGCUGGUGCGUCUCUUUGCCAGGGGCAUCGAGGAUUCAACAAGCUAACGAAAGAGAUAUGAUCAACCUGAACAGAUGACCUCUUUAUUGCACUCUUCAUGAGGAAUUCAUUGUAAGGGAGAUAAAAUAUUAUGUAAAUACUAUGUAUGAUGGGUAAGAGUCUUAAAAGGUGAAUGCAUAAGACGCACAGUGGACCACAGAUGUCAUUUAAGCUCAUUUCACACAUUUUUUAGCAAACUAUUUCAACCGUUCCUAUAUUUUCAUGGAAAUAUUGAGAAUAGUGAUAUCAUUAACAUGUGGGUGAUGGAUCCGUUUUAGAUCUGUCUUAAUUUUGUUCAUUUCACAGAUUUUAUAGCUUUUUUGCAGAGCAAAAAAGUGUUUAUGCAAUAUUUUAGUGCAGUCUGAUAGAUAACUUGUGUCACGUUUAUUUAAUUGAGGUUUUGCACAUAAGUGAGAGCACUGGCUUGUCUAUCAAAGUCUUGUACUGGGAGUAAUGCUCAAAAACAGAGUGAAUGACAUGUUUUUAGGGAGUGGACUCAUUCCAGACAGCUCAGCUGGAAUGUGCAUAUACAGGAUGUCAAUGGGUUUUAAUGUUCAAAAUCAUGAAUAUGUGUGUUUGUACAAAUAAAGUGUCAUGAAAAGUCUUCUUACCUUGAUAUGCUUGAAACGUUGUAUUUACUACAGAUCCACUAGACAUGCUGCAUUAAGACAAAAAAUGAAAAUACAUUCGAUUU